Lytechinus pictus (painted urchin) is the source of this 9992-nucleotide messenger RNA. RefSeq names its product probable G-protein coupled receptor No18. Gene Ontology annotation, biological process: adenylate cyclase-activating adrenergic receptor signaling pathway. Bases 2397 to 3848 code for a protein of 483 amino acids. Gene Ontology annotation, cellular component: plasma membrane. NCBI's taxonomy places the organism in Eukaryota, Metazoa, Echinodermata, Echinoidea, Temnopleuroida, Toxopneustidae. The record is from RefSeq and is a predicted model, not a curated record. The transcript has a single exon. Gene Ontology annotation, molecular function: G protein-coupled receptor activity.
CCGAACAGAAACUUGUCGCAGAACGGAUCCUGCUCAAGCAGCAGCAUGUAGGCACCACUACUUAUACCAUUAAAAUUCUUCUUAGUGUACUCGUACACACGAGGGAAGUCAACGUGCAUCAGCAUACGAUCUCCACCAGUAAAAUACUCAGUGGUGGUUUUAAACAUCUAAGGGACCAAUAGGAGACAAGUCUGAUUUCCCCCUCUUUCUUCGGACUGGGAUUUGGAGCAGUUAAAUGUUGAAGUUUCGGGGCCGUGGCGCCUGUUUGCGUACCCCCUAAAGAACUUUAAGUUUGUCAAAAGAGGAGUGUAUGCCUGAUGUGAACUAAGCAGUCUGUUGGAGGGCAAAGUAGAGGGGCACGUAGGUCUUUAUUUGCCAAAUGAUGUCUGUUGCUGAUCCCCGGGAGGGAAUCGGAAACUGAUCAAAUGCUUUUUACCGCUGUUCAUUAUUGACUGACUCACUUCCAUCGAAAGGACAUUUGGAAGCGUCCAACCAUAGUUUAACCUGUCAUUACGGUUGUGAGUUGUUCAGACUACAAGCAUCCUUCUCUUUCUCGGAUAUGGCACUCCGAAAAAUCACGUGAACAUUUCUUGCUUCCAUAGACCUUGAACAUAAUCUUUAUUUCACUCGCUCAAAUGCGCUUUAUUAGCCGUAAUGAAUCGUAUAAAAGGUUACCAAAUAAGAUGCUCCGCAGCACUGCAUCGCUAGCAGCCUUAGGGAACAGCAGUCGCCUCUUAGCCCUCCUCCUCAACCACGUUUAAGGUUUUAAAAGUACACUUCUCGGUCCUCCUAUUUGUUGAACUUACCUUUUCGCUUUUAUAUCGAAGCACUCUGGUAAUGUUUCUCCAGCGACGGCUUGAUUGGUGGCAUAAAAACCGAUUUGCUCGAUUUCGGGCCUGGUAAUGAGCACACUAUCCACAAAUCUCGGAGCUGAUAGCUGAAAGUGGAGGAGAACUGACGUUAGUGAUAAGAGCACGCCUGGUGCAUUUAGUGGUUGACAAGAUCAUGAAAAGUGCACCGGAACAGCCGAGAAGUCGUACGAUGGCUGGGAUUUAACUAUACAUGAGCUGGAAUGAUCGUGUCUCAGCUCACCCCUGGCGCAAAUACCAAGUGAGAUUUUUCGCGCCUUUUCCCGUGAUUUUUCACAAACCAAUUGAAGAUUGUGAUUAACCGAAUCAGUUUAUUUUGGGACAGUGACGGCAGUGACGUGCAAGAUACUUCUCGCCUGAAUAGAGAUGCAAACGCACCGAACAAUAUUAUUUUGACUGAUAUUUAGUAAUAUUGAGCACCUAAAAAAUGUUAUUUAUUUAGUGAUGUUAUUGCCAUGUCUACAGUGACAAAAUAACCAGAGGAAAAAACAAGGAAAAUUGUACUUUCUGUUCCAUUGUUACUGAACGAAACAAUGGACUUUCACCUUCGUAAUCAAUAUUAUUAGGCAACUUUGGAUUAAUUACAAGAAAUAAUUUCGGACCGUGUAACUCGACGUCUUUAACGAAGCAGUUGUGAUUGACUAUCCAUUUUCUCAUGCAUAUAGAGCAAACAUAUCGCAGACAAGACGACGAAACAUUUAGAACGACAAAAGGCACUCUGUCAAUAUUUCUUCUUCUUCUUUUGAGACUCUCCCUGUGAUUCUACUGAUAGAGUCAGAUAUAGUACUACAUUUUAAUUCUAGCCACGCCAUCUUAGCGGGGGAAGCACGAUUCAGAAGGUGUUGCAAGCGAGAGAGUAAUCGAUGCCAAAUGACUUCGGAUGGGGAAUCUGACAGUGAUUAAAUAUGUUUUCCCCCAGAAAAAUUGUUAUCUGAGCAAACACGAUCGCUUUUAGCCGGACGACGUGAGCCGUUACACCUUCACCGGUUUCUUUCAGGAGUGGGACUAUUAGUGAUGAUUCUUUUCUUGCUUAUUUGCGUGGUGUCUCAGAGAUUGUGAAUGAUACUGUCUGAAUGAUUCCACUCUCCUUGGAAUGAACAUUGUGAGCAGAGGUGGCAUUAUCUGAAAAGUAUGUCAAUCUUGGAUUGUUAAUUGCUGAUUGUUAUUCUAAAAAAUAAUUCAAACAUGACAAAUACAUGAACUUAUAUUUUCAUAAAGAAUAUUGAUUCAUGCUCAAUUCUCUGAUCAGCACCACAUAAUGCACCCGACGCCCUAGCCACUUUGGCAUGAAGUAAGGGGUACGUAUUACAAGAUUAAGUCUGGAAGAAGCGUCAAUGUCCAGAAGGCAUUCCUAUUUUUAGAGUGACCGCACAGAAUGAUAUUAAUGUAUGAAGUGUCUGGUUUAACGAUAACCUAUGAAAUAUAGGUGCCUCAAAACAGUGCGUUGCCAUCAUGAUCAUUAUUUCACAAGUAGAGAGCUGAAUACUAAUUUUGGAAGCGUUUCAAAUCAUCGGGAGGGUGAAAUAAAUGUAUCAGAGGAUUUUGUGGUCAGCAAACAAGACGAUGGCAGGUACAACACCCGCGUCGUAUUUCUCCGACUACGACUCUAUUAUAUCCUCUCCAUCGAUUCUAAGCAACGAUUCGGCAAGUGAUAGCCUUAAUGGAUCUGACGCCUCGCCGCAGCCUUAUCCACCGAGUGGUUACGGCUUGACUCGGAUACUUAUCUGCUCCUUCAUGGCCUUAAUAGUCAUCAUCCUCAUUGUUAUUGGUAAUAUUAUGGUGUGCAUUGCAGUCUUCAAGGAGAGAUCCCUCCAGGCUGUUCAGAACUGGUUCCUGGUGUCGCUGGCCGCUAGUGACCUAAUGGUUGGGGUCCUCAUCAUGCCGCUUGGUGUUGUGAAUGAAAUGCUCGGACAUUGGAUCUUUGGUAACCACGUUUGUCUUCUAUGGCUUGUCCUCGACGUCUUAGCCUGUACAGCUUCUAUUCUCAAUCUAUGUUUGAUAUCUAUCGAUCGUUAUUGUUCCAUAACAAGACCGAUAAAGCACGCAGAAUGGCGGCAACCUUGUAGGAUUCGCUCGAUGAUACUAGUGGUGUGGAUGUUGUCAAUGAUCAUCUCAGUGCCACCACUCUUUGGUUGGAGAUCCGAAAUCAAAAUGGGUGACAAUGGUUAUUACAAAUGUGUUAUUAGCGAGGAUAUUGGUUAUAUCCUCUAUUCAACUAUGGGCUCGUUUUAUAUUCCAGCGUUUAUCAUGGUGAUAGUAUAUUGGAAAAUUUGGUUGGCAGCUAAAAGGAGAGCUCGUUCAGCGGUUCGAAAAUCGAAACGCACCAAUGGUAAGAACAUGAUAGCGUCCGAAUGUAUAUCUGUAGACGAUCGGACAAAUUUCGAUGGAAAAACAUACGCAAUGAUACACAAAACGGACCCCGAUAUACAAAUGGCUACUUUGCAAGUAAACCACGAGCACAUAGCGAGACCUGUCCCUUCGGCGUGUGGAACAAGCAGUAGUAACCCGGACGGGGAUAGUACGCAUGACCGGAUACCACAUUCCCCGUCGGACAACACUCUACAUCCGCCGUCGAUAACGACUUCGACGUCGCUUCUUCCACCAGGGGCGAGAAUGAGCGACAAUCAUCUCAGGCCUGAUACUCCGCAGAUGCAGCAUCGACCAUCUCGCAUUGACCCGCAUGAGAUCGAGAAACAGAAAAGACGGUUGGCACAGAGCCGCGAUCGAAGAGCCACUAUAGUUCUAGGAGUCAUCAUGGGGACGUUCCUCGCUUGCUGGUACCCGUUCUUCCAACUUUACGUCAUAUCCGCUCUAUGUGGACCAGCGUGUAAAAUACCACGAUUACUCUUCGAUUUCUUUUUCUGGAUAGGAUACUGCAACAGUGCCUUGAACCCAAUCAUCUACACCAUCUUUAACCGCGAUUUUAGGAGAGCUUUUAAGAAGAUUCUUGGUUUUCGCAAACGCCCCAAAAAACGAUGAUAAUUCCAGGGAGGUAUAUCUAGAAACGCAUACGACAGAGUUUGUUUUGCAAUUUCUUUACUUAAGGAAUUGGAGUUGGAAAAAGACUUGCAGUCUUACUUAAUGUUGGUGCGUAUUUCAGUUAUCGAGGGUAUUUCUGGGAACUAAUUUCACUAACUUGUGUCAGACUCCAGUGAAUAGACAUAAACUAUGACAUCAGUGACUGAAUUUGGAGAUAAUAGCGAACACUACACAGUGACCCCAGAGGACUGAAUCCUCGGAUUUAUUUCACCGUCAUCUUUGUUCCUUACUAAUUAUUUUGUUUAUUUCUGAAUCUGAAUCUAUUCAGUAUAUCGCUGCACCCAUUGUGGAGCAAACCCCUGAAUAGUUUGAAUGCAGCAUUUUUUGUAAAAUAGAGUCGAAGUUUAAAAAAAAAAAUAUUGUACAUUAUGACAAAAUGAUAUAGAAAUAUUCAUUGAUUUUACAUACACGUUGAUAUGUCUCCUAACGCAACACUUUUUCUAGAUCAGAGAAAGCCAAAGAACACUUAAAUUGCUGUUAUAAAUCGAAUUGUUUGUAUAGAUGUUUAGUUUGUAAUUGGUUGACAGUUUAUUAAUUGUAAUGACUUCAAUCGCAGGAAAUGAAUGCACAGUGAACUAAAAAAAUGAUAAGAAUGAAACAUAAUUCUUCAUUCUUCUUCUAUUCCUGUAAUAAUCUUACAGUAAUGGUCUUUGAAUUAUUUUCUACGCUCUUUUACACUUGUUUUAAUCUUAAACCGAAAAUAAUCAUGAUAAUGCAAUAUUUAUAACUUGCUUUUUCUUUUAGGCUGAGUAUGCUAUGGUCCACCUGUGAAGGUGUCCGAUUCCAAAACAGCAAAUAAUCAGCUGAAGAAAAUGAUAAUGCUUUUUGGUGGUAAUAUCAUAUUUGGCAUGGUAUUGAGCCCAUAUUUUUUAUCCAUGUAGCAAUAGUUCCUGAAAGUAAAGUGCAAAUGGUAUGGAGAUAUAUUUUUAGGACAAUAAACAUGAAAGAGAUUGGGUAAGAUGAAAAAGGGGUGGGUCUUUCUACUAACAAGCGUAGGAUGGAAGAUAAAAGUAUUCCAAGCCAUCACGAAUUUAUUGGCGAAUAUAUAUAAUUUCCAACGUGAAUGCUCGGGGAAUGAAUAUAUUUCCGAAAGAACCAGUUCUUUCACUUCCUGAUUGAUAUACCUUUGAAAAACAAAACUGCGUUAACAUUGAUGAACGCAUUAUAUUAUCUCGAUUCUUGCUUGAGAUUAUUUCGAGUAUCUUUUUAAAAUUAUCAAUUACAAUUAAUAUUCGUUUCGACAUUCAACAGUUUGUGUUUAUAUGUGCCUCAUUGGUUUCAGUUUCAGUAUUAGAAAAAUGAUUAUGAAAAAAAUAUUGUUAAAGUAAAUUCUUCAGAAUCAAUUUUCUUGAAAGUGAAAUAAGUAAAUAAAGUGAAUUCCACAGUUUAAAAAAUAGUUUUUGAAUGAAAAAAUAAAGUAGUUGGAUGAAUUGUGAUGCAUUUCGCUUUCCAUCAAUAGAUUAAACGUAAUUUCGUUUAUCAAUAUGCUUUCUUAAAUACUGUUCAAAUACAGAACAAAGAGCAGUGAAGCACAUCUAAACACAAAUUGUUAAAGGCAUCAAGAGAAUACUAUUUAUAAUGAAUAGUUGACAAACAGUCAGAAUAACGUAAUACAAAAGAUCAAGAAACAGAACCUGUUAUAUCUAAAGGUCGGAAUUCAAAGCGUUAACAAUAGCAAUAUUGAUAAAUGAUAACAUUUUCAUUCUUAUUGAAGAGCCUGUUAAACAUGUUAAAACGAAUAAUUCUUUUUUUUGCACAUUUUCUAUCAUUAUUAACGAAAACUCAAAUUUUACAUUUUAGAUAUUUGUGAUAACUUUCAACCUCAUGAAAUGAAAAUAUAUAAUUAACUAGUUAUCACCUUUUAUCAAAUAUGGGUAAUAUGAUGAUUCCUCUCCUCCCAUAGAUGUCAUGAAAUGUUAUUUAAAACUCCCCACGCAACAACAAUUUUGCGUUCCCUUGAAAAAUUUGGCAGCCUUUCAUUAAAUGUGAUAAAUAGUUACAGUUUCGUAAUUUAAUUCUAUAUCUUAAAACAGAAAUGAUUUCUUUCGUUCUACUCUAUAUGUUUAAACAUAGACCUCGAGCUCGAUGCAGAAGGCAAGUACGACACACCAUGUGUCGCACACAUGUUGGUAUUUGUAAAUGCACGUUGUCAACACGAGCUGAUAUUUAAGUCGCCUCGAAAACAUGAUCCCUGAAUGUAUAAUGAGAUUUUAAUGGAUCUGCACGAUUCGUUUUCAAUUACCUGAACAUGAAGUAUGACUGCGUUUGAAUUAGACAGAUCGUGUAUGCUAUCAAAAUAUUACCAUAUUUCAUGUCGCGCAUCAUCUCUUUAACAGGAUUGAUCAUGAAUUUUUAUCAGACAAAUUAUCUGAAUUGUAAUAUUUCUUUUUUUAUUAAAAAAUUACCAUGUUUAUACUUUUUCAAAAAGCUAUUAGAUAUCUAAAAAAUGUUAACUUUACGUCUUUAAUCAGGAUUGAUCGAAUAUUCCAAUUAAAUCAUCUGAAUUGUAAUAUUUUUUUAUCAAUUGAAAAGAAGCACGGUUAUACUUGACAAAAUGUUGAUUGGAGUAUGUAAGUGAUAAAGUAUAAUAUAGCCAAUAAUAUCAGAAUGGGAAAAACUGUUAAACUUUCACAAGCAACUGUCAUUUCUAAGUACGAUUUGUUUUCAUUUGUCAUUUAGUGAUUUAGUGUCAAUAGUUCCCUCUUUUAACAUGGAUUUGAUGUGGGACUUUGGAAAUCUUAGAUAUACAUACUCUAUGUUGACCGUAAUCGCAUUUUGUCAGAUUUCAAAAAGUAAAGCCUCAGUGGUCGAUUAUUUCCUGUAUUUAUGUUACGAUAACAUAAUUCAAGCUGGACAGAGGUUGGCAUUAUGUGUGGUAGAAUAUAUUGAAUUGGCAAUGCGUUGUGUCAUGCUCUUGAAGAUCACUCCAUCCCCCUCUCCCACUUCAGAUAGGGGUAUUGAAAUGACAGAGAUACAAGACAGGAUAAGCACUGUUAGAAAUGACUUCAUAUCUAAUUAAGAUAGUUUAACCAAUAACUGUUAAAAGGGGAUAUUCUUAUUUCGUUUCAUGGUGUACUUUUCUUGUAUAACGUAUUCUUUUUUUUUUUUUGCAUGGUAUUUUAUUUUAAAGAAAUAUUUGUUCGGUUAAACAACUUUUGUCUUGGUAAAAAAAAUAUGAGAUUGUGGGUGUCGUUUAUUAUAAACUUCUUGAAUGUCAUGAUCUUCUUAUACGUUUCCAAUCACACUGAUGCUGUAUAGCACUCCUUACGACUUGUCUGCGACCCGAUUUGGUAAAAAAGAAAUUGUGUUAACUGGUUAUUGCAUAUAGAGUAAAGGAUUGUAUCGAAUGUGAUGAAUCUUCAUACGCAUUGACGUAGGUUGAAAUUCAUUAUUGUACUGCACCUUUAAAUUGUAUUUACAAUCGUUGCGUUGCAGUAGUAAUCAUUCAAUCUGCUACCAUUUUAAAGCAAAUUUUGCUUUUACUCCAAACUAAAUCGUUAUUAUUCAGAAUUUUGAUAUCAGUUUUUUAUCGGUUUGUCUGAAUCGAAAAUAAAACUGCCUUAUAUUAGUAUCUAUUUUUUAACAGAAAAUAUAUAUAAAAAAGCUUAUUCUUCUAACACCACACCCUACAAGUCGUUAACGGUCUCAUGAGUAGGAAUAUGCACUGUAAAAAAAGAAAGAGAUACGAAGAGCUAAUUUAGCUCUUAAAGAGCGUGUAUAGUGACUGCACUUCGGAGUGUUGAUUUUUCUCGUUCAAAUUUGAACUAGACAAAUCAGCGCUUCGAAGUGCAGUCACUCUACACGCUCUUUAAGAGCUAAAUUAGCUCUUCGUUUUUUAGAGUGUGAUAAGGUAUUAAUGAGGGUAAAAUUGACAGUACUACGACACAAAGAGUUUAACCAAUAUUGGGUUAGACAAAUACAUUAUACAUGUUCGGUAUUUAAGCAAUAACACAUAUACAUUCAAAGCAUGGAAUUUGAAAAAUGUCAUCGGAUGAUAAGGCAACAAUUUGCUAAAUGCUUUUACUUUUCGAUGAUCAGUAAAACGAUUAUCCUUGUGUCCCCCUCCCCCAUUUCUGAUACGGCUAUGAAUUUCAAACGAAGACCUGUAUAAACAACUUUAUCAGGCCAUGAUCAUAAGACCAAUUUAUAUUAAGAUGUAUGAUAUCUGCAUAGUUAAACAUAUUUCUUAUGCAUAUCCCAAAUAUUCAUAUCGACGCGAUUCAGUCUGGGUUUGCAAUAAAUCAAACCUUGUGUGCAUAAGUAUUUAAUGCAUAUGUAUUGCUUAGAAUUACAUGGGAUGGACUCAAAUGCAUUUUAAAAUUUAAAUUCCUCAGUACUUAAGUUCAGCGUAAUAUCGUACUUUAUAUUUUUCCGAUAUGCUCAAGGGGAAUUUCGGUGUUAUAUAUAAAAUGCACACGUUAAGAUUCCUGAAAGCCCGAAUGAUGGACGCUUAGCGCGAGUAAAAUAUUAUUCACUAUCGUCUUUUUCCUCCUUUGUUAAUAAAUUUCGUGCAUUUCUGCGUUGCGUGAGCCUUUAUGGGGAUUUUGUUUGAUGUGCACCAAAUCCUGGAUAUGGAAAUGCUUUUUAGAGAUCGAUUCUUGAAAAAGGGAAAUUCAUAACGCAUCAGCUGGUGAUGGCAAUUUCUUCUCUCUCUCCCUCUCUCUCUCUCUCUGACUCCCUUUCAUUACUAUUCUCUCUCACUCUCUUUGACUCUCUGUCUUUACACUUCUCUCUCUGUUUCUCUCUAUCUUUACUAUCUCUUCUCUACCUUUCUAAUCUCUAAGCUGUGGCCCGUUCAUUUCUCGCCCAUGCAAUCUCAUAUAUUAGUGGUCAUGUGUCAUACCCGUGUUCAUGCUCGCACAUUGAUAUACAAUUCAAUUCAUGUAACUUUCAAACAAGAUAAUUAACAUACCAGCAUAAUAAUAAGAUAGUGUUUGUUCUUCUUCUGUCGAUUUUCGAAGAGAAUGCGUAUUUUGUAAUUUUCGAUGUCUUUAUUCUGUAAGGUCAUGUCCAGUAUGUGAACGAAUCGGUAAACAAAUAUAUAGAUAUCUUAAUCCCAUUCUGCGCAAAUGAAAAACGUUAACUAGACCUAUAGGUCUACAUGCCUAAGUAUUUAUUUCAGAGUUCGUUAUGCACUAAGAAUCAUUGUUAGAUGUUGGAGUCAAUUUCUUAUUUUUCCUCCUAUGUAAGGUCAUGUUUGGGAACGUUUUUUUUAUGCAAGAACAAACUCUCUUCUUUUACUCUAAGUAAUACGGAAUGAGCGUAAAACAAGCACAAUUAUUACUGUGCAACUAACCAUUGCAUCAUGUCACGUGAGCACUUAAAAGGGGUAGCUGUUUACCGUACUUGAUCGAGUUCAUUGACCCAUGUUUUUUUUCAUUAACCUUGUAUUAGUCAUACAAGCAGAUUAUUUUUGGAAUGUAUGAAAAUGUAAUCGAAUAAUUCGAGAAUCUAAAUCUGCAACAAUGAUGAAACAUAUACUGUAUAUUAAUUUAGCGAUAUAAGAGCGAUAGUUAAGAAACGAUUAGCAUGAUUGAGAAUAGCACCUAUGUAGUCUCUCUCAACGGUCCUCUCCUAUCGAAAUAUAUCCAUUGUUUAAGAAUAUGAUACAAUUGCUGUAAAAUUGUGUGUUAAUCUUCUCUUAAAUUUGGAAUUUAAGAAAUAAAUAUCUAAUGUGGUGAAAAACUUUUUUCAUGAGAUAUACUCAGGUUUGCCUGGAAAGUUGUUUUUCGUUAUAUUCUGAGUGGAGUUUAAGAAAAUGUUCUAGGAAUAUUGAAAUAUUCUAAGAAUAACCUUUGGAAGAAUGUGACAAACUGAUAUCAUUAAUUAUCCUGGCUCUUAUGCAUUUGAACAUGCCAACGGGAGUGACAAAAAUAACAUAUAUUAUUGUGCUUUGUAAAUUGACUUAACUAAGACCAUUCUAUUUUAUUAUGGUGUAUUAUGUAUUAGGAAAAAGAACAUAGAUCAGGAUAUUUUUGUGUAAUUGAUUACUGCAGACUUAAUAAUGUUUCUAACAGACUAGGUUUCAUUUAAUUAUGUUAACAAUAUCAAUAAAGAUGUCUACCAAGCACAUUGGCCUCCAAA